GAGCUGCGCCGGGGGGAGUUGGCUGUCUCCAGGUUCACGGCCACUGCGCGGACACCGCGGGCUCACUGAGGCGUACACACGGUCGCCCCCCCAUCUCCAGGGCAGAAGCUCCUAAAGACCGUCGGAUCCAGACUUCUAGAAGGUUUGAGGACAGAACUCAGAUAUGGUGCUGCUAAGAAAGGGGGAUUACGUCUGGGUGGAGUCCACUUCCGGGGUGCCAAUUGGUGCACAGAUCCACCUCACAGACACUGGACAACUCCAGCUUAUUGAUGAUGAAGGAAAGGAGCAACUGAUCACCAAAAAGAAUGAGGGUACCAUCAAACCUAUGCACCCUACCUCCGUGAAUGGGGUGGAUGACAUGAUCCGCCUGGGGGACCUCAACGAAGCAGGACUUCUCCGAAACCUCUUGGUUCGACAUAAAGAAGGAAUAAUAUACACGUACACAGGCUCCAUCCUCGUGGCGGUGAACCCCUACCAGCUGCUGCCCAUCUACACCAAUGAGCAAGUGCAGAUGUACACCGACCGCAGGCUGGGCGAGCUGUCCCCGCACGUCUUCGCCCUCGCCGACAGCUGCUUCUUCAACAUGCGCCGCCACCGCAAGAACCAGUGCUGCAUCAUCAGUGGGGAGUCCGGAGCAGGGAAGACCGAGAGCACCAAGCUGAUGCUGCAGUUCCUUGCCUCAGUCAGUGGCCAGCACUCCUGGAUAGAGCAGCAGAUCCUUGAGGCAAACCCCAUUCUGGAGGCUUUCGGUAACGCGAAGACUGUCCGCAACGACAACUCCAGCCGCUUCGGGAAGUACAUUGACAUCCACUUCAACAAGGGCGGGGCGAUCGAGGGGGCUCAAAUUGAGCAGUAUCUGCUGGAGAAGUCACGCGUGUGCCGGCAGGCUGCAGAAGAGCGGAAUUACCACAUCUUUUACUGCAUGCUGAUGGGAAUGACAGCGGAGCAGAAGAAGAUUCUUUCCUUAGGAAACGCUGCUGAAUACAACUACCUGACAAUGGGAAACUGCACCACCUGUGAAGGGCGGGACGACCUUAAGGAAUAUGCCCACUUCCGCUCGGCCAUGAAGAUCCUAAUGUUCACAGAAAACGAUUCUUGGGAGAUUUCUAAACUGCUGGCUGCACUCCUCCACCUAGGCAACGUGGACUUUGAAGCCACCAUCAUGAAUAACAUGGAGAGCUGUGAUAUUCUGACAUCUUCUCAUUUCAAUAUGGUCACCAAGUUGCUCGAGGUGAAGUCCAAGGCUUUGGAAGCUAGUUUGACACACCGCUCCUUCAUGACCAAUCGAGAGAGUGUCUCCAAACCACUCAGUUCUGGACAGGCUAUGGAUGGCAGGGAUGCCUUUGUCAAGGCCGUCUAUGGCAAGCUGUUUCUGUGGAUUGUGGAGAAGAUCAACAGUGUCAUUUUUAAGCCCCCACCAGAGGACACUCCCAGGCAAUCCAUUGGCUUGCUGGAUAUCUUUGGCUUCGAGAACUUCACACAGAACAGCUUUGAGCAGCUGUGCAUCAACUUUGCCAACGAGCAGCUGCAGCAGUUCUUUGUGAAGCACGUCUUCAAGCUAGAGCAGGAAGAGUACGCCCGCGAGAACAUCGUCUGGAAGCACAUCGACUUCAACGACAACCAGCGCACGCUCGACCUGCUGGCCAACAAGUCCCUCAACAUCCUAGCUCUGAUCGAUGAGGAGAGCCUCUUCCCCAAAGGAACAGACACCACCAUGUUGAACAAGAUGAACCAGGUGCAUGGAAAGAGUCAGAUCUAUAUUCCCCCCAAGAACAACCAUGACACCCAGUUUGGAAUCCAGCAUUUUGCAGGAGCGGUCUACUACAACGCCAAGGGUUUCCUUGAAAAAAACAGAGAUGCUCUGAGCUCAGAUUUCAUCCAGCUGGUUGAGACAUCAUCUAACAAGCUCCUCAAGCAGAUUUUCCAACCUGACUUCAAUUCGAAUGCAGUAAAGAACAGCCCCAACCCAAAGAUGAUAAUGACCCCGACAAACUCUCUACGGCAAGCUGCAGAUACCAAAAAGCGCAUGCUAACGUUGAGCGGUCAGUUCCGUCAGUCUCUGGAGUCCUUGAUGAAGACCCUCGCUGUCUGCCAGCCCUACUUCAUUCGCUGCAUCAAACCCAAUGACUUCAAGAAGCCCAUGCUUUUUGACAGGGAGUUAUGCAUACGUCAGCUGCGUUAUUCUGGGAUGAUGGAGACCAUUCGAAUCCGAAAAUCAGGGUAUCCCAUUCGCCACACGUUUCAGGAGUUCCUCGACCGCUACCGCGUUCUCCUGAAAACCUCUGUCUGUGACCCCAAAAAGGAACCAGCAGAGAAAUGCUGUGACUUCAUCUGUCAGUCUGUCAUCAGUGGAGAGGGCGACUGGAAAAUGGGCAAGACAAAGAUCUUUCUCAAGGACCACCACGACACCAUGUUGGAGCUGGAGAGGGACAGUGCAAUCCACGAGAAAGCCCUGCUCAUUCAGAAAGUCCUUCGAGGAUACAAACACAGGAGUCGCUUUCUAAAACAGAAGGCAGCUGCAUUGGUUCUGCAGAAACAUUGGCGUGGACAUAAAAGCAGGAAACUCUACAGAGCUGUCCGGCUUGGCUUUGCCCGACUGCAGGCUAAAGUCCGGGGCCGGCAGCUCCACCACGCCUACGGUCAGAAGCGAGCGGCUGCCGUUGUGCUGCAGGCCCAGACUCGCGGGUACCUGAUGAGGAAAGACUGGAAGCGUAAGAAGGAGGCUGUGAGGCUCCUGCAAGCUCACGCCCGUGGAAUGCUAGCCAGGAACGCUGUCAAGAGAAUGAAGAAAGCUGCCUUCCUCUCAGCCCAGGAGCGCAGGGCUGAGGAGUUAGCUGCUCUUGAGAGGCAGAGGCGCCUGGAGGAGGUUCUCAGACAGAAGCGGGAGCUCCUGGUCCAAUCCGAAUCCAUCACCGACCAGGAGAUGGUGGACAACAUCUUUGGCUUUUUGCCUAGCAUGGUCGGAGGCCAGGAAGGACAAGCCCCAAUGGGCUUUGAGGACUUGGAAGGCAAACGGGCAGUGCUGGAGGAAGUGGACCUAGACGACGCCCCCAUGAUGGAGGACCCUCAGGAGGAGGAUGACUACGAUGACCUCGACAACUUCUCCUUCUUCAAAUUUGCUUCCAUGUACUUCCAGGGCUCAGCCACACCCUCCCAUAUUCGCCAGAGGCUGCACCAACCUUUGCUGUACCACGAUGAUGAGGGAGAUGUUCCGGCCUCACUGACUGUGUGGUGGAUCAUAUUGAGGUUUAUGGGAGACAUUCCAGAGCCAAAGCAGAAGGUUGUUCCGGGCACAUCCUCUGUGGCAAACGACUCUGUUCAGCAAAAUCUGGGCCCAAAACAGAGCAGACGCCUCAGUCACAUGGUCGGACUUGAUCAGAAAUUGUUAAGGAAUAAAAAACCCAGAAAACCCUCCACUAUUUCAGAGGAGGUGGUGCUGAACAGAAAAUCCUCCACAAUUCCGGAAGAAGGGCCAAAGAACCGAAAGCUUUCCUCAAUUUCUGAGCUGGUAUGGAAGAGAAAACCUUCCACAAUCCCGGAGGAGCCAUCAGUAAACAGGAAAGGAUCCACAAUGACAGAGGACAUCCCUCGGAACAGAAAGCUUUCCUCAAUCUCUGAGCUGGUGUCAAGGAAAAGAAAACCUUCCGCAAUCCCAGAAGAGAUUCAAGAGGAGCCAGAGGAAGAGGUGGCCACACAGCCUACAGUGCAGACUGUGAAUAUGGAGGAUGAGGUGCUCGCUGGAGAGGGUCCCACCUUGGAUCGGCCACUGACUUCUCUGGAAAAGCUUCACAUCAUUGUGAGAUACGCCAUAGUCCGGCGUGACCUCCGGGAUGAGAUCUACUGCCAGAUCUGCAAGCAGCUAGUGGAGAAUAAGAAUCGGAGCAGUUAUUUCCGUGGCUGGAUCCUCCUGUCCAUCUGUCUUGGCAUCUUCCCUCCGACUGAGCGCUUUCUCAAAUACCUCCAAAACUUCAUUCGCACCGGCCCUUCUGGCUAUGCGCCCUACUGCGCUGAGAGACUGCGACGCACUGUGGCCAAUGGGGUGCGUGGAGAACCCCCGAGCUGGUUAGAGCUGCAGGCCACUAAGUCCAAGAAGCCAAUGGUUGUGUCAGUGACCCUGAUGGAUGGGCGAACUAUCAGCGUCCCUGUGGAUUCAGCCACAACCUCCAGGGAAAUGUCCCAGUUCCUGGCCCAGAAAGUCAAGCUCAAAGACACUUUCGGCUUCUCAGCAUACGUUGCUAUUUACGAUAAGGUGUGGUCUCUUGGGAGUGGCAGGGAGCAUAUAAUGGACGCCAUCUCACAGUGUGAGCAGGAAGUGAAGAGGAAGGGUGGACAGGAGCAGCACGCGCCCUGGCGACUCUACUUCCGUAAGGAGAUCUUCACGCCCUGGCAUGACUGUGGCCAGGACCCAAUCAGCACUGAGCUCAUCUACAGACAGGUCAUCAGGGGAUUCAAAUUUGGAGAGUACAUGUGUGAAAAGGAGGAUGAUUUUGUCGACCUGGCAGUUAAGCACUUUUACGUUCAGUAUGGAUCAGACAGUGGAGGAGAGAAUGCAAAGAAUGUGGUCCAGGCCUGCAUCAAUAACUCUUUGCUGGAAGCCAAAUCGGAGGAAAAGUGGGUGCAGAUGGUUACCACCGCACAUUUGGAGGGCCCAUACAUAAAUUCAAGGAAGCGAACUGCUGAUGUGAAGGCAGAGGUGGUUAAUUAUGCUCGCAACACAUGGCCUAUGUUCUUCUCCAAGUUUUUUGAAGUUGUCAAGCGUUCAGGUCCUGCAUUGUCUAAAAACAAGUUCAUUGUUGCGAUUAACUGGACUGGAGUCACGUUCCUGGAUGAAAAGGAGAAAAAACUUCUGGUUCUUUCUUACCCGGAAAUCACCGUUGUCAACACAGUGAGGGAUGGCAAGGCCUUUGGGCAGUCUGUCUUUCUUUCCACACUGAAAGGAGACUUCACCCUCAGUUCCGUCAUGGCGGGGGACAUAGCGGAGCUCUUACACAUGUUUCUAGGGGGACUGAGAGACCGUUCCCAGUACGCCGUGGCCUUGCAGGAGGCCAACAAACAAGACGACCCCACCUUCCUCAGCUUCAAGAAAGGAGAGCUCAUUCUUCUAAUCAAAGACGAUGAUUAUUCCCCUGACCGUGGCUGGAUAAAGGGCAAAAAUGAGCGAACGGGUAAAACCGGAGCAGUCUCCAUGGAUUCCAUCUUGAUUCUGCCCACCCUCACCAAGCCCACUAAUGAAGUGUUGAGCCUGUUGAACCUGUCCCCUGAUCAGAGGAAGACAAUUCUCCAGGCCAACCGAAAAGAAGCAGGCACAGUAGAGAGAGUGGCACCCUUUUCACUCAAAGAAUUCUCUUUUGAGUACUUCAGGCAGCCCUCCAAGGAUGUGAACCGGCAGGUGAUGUCCAAGGGCGCGGCACCUGAGAGACUGUGGGCCCACUCCCGGGAGCCCCUCAAGCAGUCGCUACUGAAAUCACUAGUGGGCAACCCAGAGCUCAGCCACCAGGCUUGCCUGUGCUUCACUGCCAUCCUGAAGUAUAUGGGGGACUAUCCCACCAAGCAGGUGCAGAGCUCCCUGGAGCUCACUGACCAGAUCUUUGGCCCCGCCACACAGAAGGAGGCCCUCAGAGAUGAGGUCUACUGCCAGAUCAUGAAGCAGAUGACCAGUAACAACAACAGGUUCAGCUUGGAGCAAGGCUGGCAGUUGCUCUGGCUGUGCUGCGGCCUCUUCCCCCCGAGCCAGGCGCUCCUGAAACACGCCAAGCGCUUCCUGGAGACCCGGCGCAGGGAGCCCCUGGCAUCCGACUGCCUGCAGCGGCUGCAGGCGGCGGUCAGGAUGGAUCCCAGGAAACUUCCUCCUCACCAGGUGGAGGUUGAUGCCAUCCAACAGAGCAGCACCCAGAUAUUCCACAAAGUGCACUUCCCCAAUGACACCGACGAGAUCUUCGAGGUGGGGACAAGCACCAGAAAUCGGGACCUCAUUCAGACCAUUGCAGAAAAACUGAGUCUGGCGUCAGCUGACGGCUUCAGCAUCUUUGUGAAAACCCCAGACAAGUUUCUGGGUCUGAACGAAACAGACUACUUCUAUGACAGUCUCAGACAGAUCACUGACUGGUCGAUGAAAUCAAAGAGAGCCAAAGAUGGAGGGCCGGUGAAUGUGUCCUAUUUGGUGUACUUUAUGAGGAAGCUCUGGUUCAACGUGUACCCUGGGAGAGAUUUGGAGGCUGACCUGCUCUUCCAUUUCCCACAGGAGUUGCCCAAGUACUUGCGCGGAUACCAUAAGUGUACCAAGGAGGACAUGGUCAACAUAGCAGCCCUAUUGUUCAGAGCGAAGGUCGACAGUGACAAGACACAGUUCGUCAUGAUCCCCAAGAUGCUGAAGGAGCUGGUUCCCAAUGACCAGCUGAAGGCCAUGUCCUCUGAGGAGUGGAAGAAGCACAUUAUCGCCACCUACAACAAGCAGGCUGGAAAGACUGUGGAGGAGGCAGUAGUGGCUUUCCUGAAGAUAAUCUUCCGGUGGCCCACGUUCGGUUGUGCUUUCUUUGAAGUCAAGCAAACAUCCGAGCGUAAUUUCCCAGACAUUGUGCAGAUUGCCAUCAGCAAAGUGGGAGUCACAAUCAUCCACCCUAAAACCAAAGAUGUUCUGGCCACACAUCCGUAUAACCAGAUAGCUAACUGGUGCAGUGGAAGCACUUACUUUCAUAUGACCAUCGGCGAUCUUGUCAAGGGAAACAAGAUUCUUUGUGAGACUUCACUGGGCUACAAAAUGGAUGACCUUUUGACCUCCUAUGUCAACAUGUAUCUCAAAGAAAGAAAAGCCCCUCGACCCAGAAAUCCACGCUCAACUAGCCGACAGUGAGAAAGAAAAGUAAAAAUAAGUCUACCUUUAUGUAAUAUCAUCCUGAGACCCAGCAAAAAAAUGAAUUUAAAUUUCUUGCAUAAUAUUAAUACAAGUGUCUUGGAUGGCAAAACCAUGUUGCAGUGAAAAUAUUUUCAAAAAUAUUAUUUAUUUUAUUUUUAUUGAACGUCCCUUGUGGUAUAGGUUUCAGAAUAGUAGAAUAUAAAAUCAGAUUAAGAUCAGAGACUCAUGUCCCCUACGAGGGACAAAAAUAAAUUCUGGGUCUUAGGAAGAUAUAGAAUAGAAUAACUUAGUUGGCCUUCAGUUUUAAAUAUUUGGUCUGUGUGAGUUGCAGUAUGUGAAUGUGAACUGUGUGUGGUACAGAAUGGCGAGAAUUUGUUUGGAUGCAUAUCAGUUGUCGAUUAUUGAAUUUUUUCCAUCAUGAGAAUUAUAUGUUGAACUUUAUUGUUGGAAUUGUAAUGAAUGUAUAGUACAAUAGAAGUUUGUUUCAAAUAUUCAGGUAAACAAUAACAAUUUCAAAGAGUGUUGAUUAAUCUAACGACGUGUAUGUUGUACGAUGAAAUGUCAAUUCUGGAACAGGAGUUGCAUAGUCCCAAAUCUCUUAAGUUUUCUUUUUAAUGAUUGAAAUCGCUCUAAACUAUUUUGAACAGUUGCGUAAAUUCUACAAUCAUACAAUGUAUUUUUUUUGGGAAGCACUGAAAUGAGAGGAGUGUGAAUGUAAGACAUGGAGUAAUGUAAGUGGAACAAACUUCUGAACAAACUUUCAUUUGCUCUUGUUGCCAAAUCCCUUUGUCUGCGGUGACCUUACUCACGCUAUUACACAUCAGUAAAGGGUUGUGAUGAUUGAGCCAUAAUAAAGUCAGGGAACUGAGAAUCAUUUUCUGCUAUACACAUAUAUUUUUAAAAAAAUUAUUAUCUGUUCUUUCUGACUAAAACAGCCUUCACAGAAUUAGCCAAGCAUAGCAUGCAUGUUUGAAUUUAGCCUAAUAAGAAAAAUUGGCAGCACUCUGAGAUGUGCUUCAUAGCCAUACCCUGAAACAUUAAACGCACCUGCUUUAUUCCUGAAGGACAGAUUGGCUGAAAUCUGGUGUGGUAAAAUUCAAACAUUACAUUAUUACUUUAAUUGCAUUUAGCAGAUGUUCUUAGCCAGACCAACUUGCAUUUUUACAUAUCCAUUUCCAUUUAUGCAUCUGGAUAUAUAUGAAGCAAUUUAGGUAAGGUACCUUGUUCAAUGGCAUUGGCCUACUUGGGAAUUGAACCUGCAACCUUUAGAUUACAAUCCCUGUUCCUUACUACCCAAGUAUAUAAUUAGUUUGUAGCCUGUCCCAAUCGCAUACAACCUGUUCUUAAUGUAACAUACCAAUCACUACACAUAUUAAUUGUGUGAAAGAAGAGCUGAUAGUGGGCUAACUGUUGUGAAUGCUAAUUGUUGUGAAUAAUACAUUUAUUUCAGUACCCAAUUAAAGACGUUGUCCAUAUUUCAAAUUUGAGAAAUUUGCAUGGGAAAGAUAUAUUGUUAAAAUAAUUAAAUAUAUUUUGGCAAAUGAUUCUUGAAAAA
Molecule: messenger RNA, 8408 nt
Organism: Anguilla rostrata (American eel)
Lineage: Eukaryota; Metazoa; Chordata; Actinopteri; Anguilliformes; Anguillidae
Gene: myo7ba
Product: unconventional myosin-VIIa
Exons: 48
Coding region: 164-6850 (2228 amino acids)
Cellular component (GO): myosin complex; cytoskeleton
Molecular function (GO): ATP binding; cytoskeletal motor activity; protein binding
Source: RefSeq, a predicted model, not a curated record